CGAUCGCUUUCCGUACUACAAGUCGAACGAUGAUCGCUGGAAGAACUCGGUGCGGCACAAUCUCUCGAUCAAUCCGCACUUUCGCAAGGGCGUGAAGGCGCCGCAGGGCGCUGGCCAUCUGUGGGCCAUAUCCAGCGGCGACUCGGCGGAGAAUGUGUUGGCCUGGGAGCAUAAAAAGCAACGCUUGGAUCUGUUCUUCAAGAUGGAGUCGAUCAAUCGCGAGCGCAUCCAACAGCAUCAGCAGCAGAUGCAGCAGCAGCAACAGCAACAGCAGCAGCAACAGCAACAACAGCAACAGCAAUUGCAGCAGCAGCAACAGUUGCAGCAACAUCAUUCGCACUCGCCGCAGCAGCAAUCGGCUAAUUGCAUCUACGAUGAGGCAGCUGUUGCUGCCGCUACUCUCACCCACGAAAUGCUGCAGCAGACGCAGAGCGAAGCGUCGCCCACAUCGCAUUCGCACUCGCAUUCGCAUUCACAUUCGCAGCGCCUGUUGCCGUUCAGCGAUCUGCUGAGCGACGAUGAGCUGCGCAAGACGGCAGGACAGAUCCUCAAUGGGAUCCACCGCGAGGUGGAGGUGCAGUCGGUCAACUCCAUCAUCAGCACCUACCAGGAUGUGCUGCUCGACAAUGACUAUCUCAAUCCCAUACACAAAGACGUCGUCGUCACGGAGAGUGGACUGCGCCAGCAUCAGCAUCAGCAACAUCACCAACAGCAGCAACACCAACAGCAUCAACAGCAUCAACAGCAGCAGCAGCAGCAACAGCAGAGCGGGAGCAGCAGCAACCUGCUUGCAGGCAGCCUCGCCCAAUCGCAGUACUACAUCACAGAGAUCGAUCCCAUGGAGCUGGGCAUACAGAUGUCCCACCAGGUAGAGCCGUCCGAGGAGGAGGUGCUAUUCAGCGACGACUUCAAUCUCAAUUACUUUGGCUACAAUCCGGGCAGCGACAUCGUCGCUUGACCGCGCAAGCAACAGUUGCUCGCACAGCAGCAGCAGCAGCAGCAGCAGCAAUCAGAGCAAUCGAAAUACUCAUAAGCCAAUACUCAACCAAUACUAGUCACAGCUAACCUAAUCCUAUCCAAAACUAACCACCUAAGCCAGCAAAUACGAAAGAUAGUCCCCUCAAGUCCCCACAAGUCUCCAUUAUCCAAAUAAAUCCCAUGUAUAGUUCUAGUCUUCAAUUGUACCAAUCCAAAAACAAAA
Messenger RNA from Drosophila navojoa, 1201 nucleotides. RefSeq names its product forkhead domain 3F (gene fd3F). NCBI's taxonomy places the organism in Eukaryota, Metazoa, Arthropoda, Insecta, Diptera, Drosophilidae. Gene Ontology annotation, biological process: regulation of DNA-templated transcription. Gene Ontology annotation, cellular component: nucleus. The record is from RefSeq and is a predicted model, not a curated record. Gene Ontology annotation, molecular function: DNA-binding transcription factor activity; cis-regulatory region sequence-specific DNA binding.